This is a messenger RNA of Penicillium argentinense, 1200 nucleotides long. Its product is annotated as zinc finger HIT domain-containing protein. The coding region runs from base 1 to 1200 and encodes 399 amino acids. Gene Ontology annotation, biological process: box C/D snoRNP assembly; snoRNA localization; maturation of LSU-rRNA from tricistronic rRNA transcript (SSU-rRNA, 5.8S rRNA, LSU-rRNA). Lineage: Eukaryota; Fungi; Ascomycota; Eurotiomycetes; Eurotiales; Aspergillaceae. The record is from RefSeq and is a predicted model, not a curated record. The transcript has 3 exons. Gene Ontology annotation, cellular component: pre-snoRNP complex; nucleus.
AUGGACAAUCAUGACACUCCCCUGAGCGAGCUCUGCUCCAUCUGCCACGUCAACCCCCCAAAAUACCGCUGUCCACGCUGCGCAACUCGAACCUGCUCCCUCCCCUGCACAAGACGCCACAAGCUCUGGUCCCAAUGCUCCGGCGUCCGCGAUCCAGCCGCCUACCUCAAGCGCAGCGAACUAGCCAACCCUUCCGCCUUCGACCGCGACUUCAAUUUCAUUUCGGGCAUUGAACGCACACUGGAGCGCGCCGAACGCGAUGUUGAGAAUCGCGGGAUUGACAUGUCGCAGGCCAUUGCGGAGGAAGAAAACGAAGAUACACCGCAGCCUGCUGCUGGGCAGAAGAGGAAACAUCCCGGUCAGGGACUGGUGAAGGGGGAGGCGGGUUUCUUGCGGGGAGCUGAGGCUGGGGGUGUGAGGGUUGUUCGGGCGCCGAGAGGGAUGUCGAGGAAUAAGAGUAAUGGGUCGAGGUGGCAUCCUAAGCACAAGUGUUUGAAUUGGUCUGUCGAAUGGAUUUCGCCGACUGGCGAGAAGGUUGUCAGGAAUUCUCUGGAGACUACCGUGCUCUCUGAGGCCUAUAAUCGCGCCUUCCCGCUCCCGAAGGAGGAUCGACCCAGCCUGAAUACAACAAAGGAAGAGAUAGAGGGGCAACAGGAUCCUGCGAAAGAAAGUCAACCGGAGGAACCCACAGCUGAAGCAGCUACGUCGGAACCAGCAAAGGAACAACCAGAGCAACCCCCAGCUGCAGAAAUAAUCGAGGCUCCCACCGAAGAGAAAACAGAGGAAAAGACAGAGCAGAAGGCACCAGAGCUACCAAUCGUCCCGCACCGCGAUCUCUACUUCUACGUCCACCGUCCCCGAACAGCAACGAAGAAACCCGUCCUAGCUCCGCUGCCACCAUCAGCUACGCUCAGAUCCGUACUGCGCGGACGCACGGUUCUGGAGUUCCCUACCAUCUACGCACUACCAGACCCGAGUGCGACAUUACUCACCGAGGACAGUCGCUUUAUUCUGGAAGAGGAGUAUCUACGAACGGCAAGUGCCGAAGAGCUCGACGACAAAUCUGCGGAGUCGGAGCUGGAGCGGACAGGAACUGAUAUGGAUUCCGGGCCGGAUUUGCAAAAUGUGGAUGAGAAGUUGAUUAUGGAGGUUUUGAAGAAGGAUCUUUUUGAGCCUAUUCCAGAGGGGGAGGCUUCAUGA